ACUUCCAGCUGGAGUUGAGUGCGGACUGAAGAGGUACACAGCUGUGUGUAUCCAGACAUAAACGGGACAUGCUGUCUGUUGGUUUACUGUUUUUGGGCAUCUUCCGUAAUGCCCAGGCAUAUCUUCUGCGUCCAAAUGCCACAGGUCAUUUUGGCCAUGUCUUAAGACUUGUUGUAUUUUCGAAAUUAUAUGAUGGAUGGUUGCAUAUGCUUUGAUUUGAAUUAUACAAUUUGCCAAAGCUGAUGAAUAACCGUCAGGAGACCACCUUGCACUUUGUGUUUUCUGUUUCAGGAUUCUCUGGCACGUUGUCGUUGAGCUCAGGAAUCUCGUUUUAGAGAAGCUUGUAGAUGUCUUUUAAGGACAUUUACCAAAAUUGUAAAUUUUGGGGAGUUUUUUUAUAUGUAAGGAAGAGGUUAUAGGUACAUAAUUCGAGUUCCAAAAACUCCAUAAAUUCCUCUUCCUACUUGAAAAUAACCAGUUUCUCACAAUUUUUUUGUGAUUUAAGGUAAUCUCAUAUCAAGGAAUUGGUAUUACAGAAAAGUAAGAUCCCAAAACUUCCCUCUUUUUGGAGCUUAAAAUACUUUACAACAUCUUUUUUGUGUAACAUUUCAGAUAAAAGAAGCCGACGUGAAAAUAGAUCGGCAAGGGAACUAUCGAUGCCUCCAACUUCUAAUCUUGUUAUCAGUGGGGCAGCAGCUAGUGCUGUUUUCAAAUCAGCCUGUGAAGAGCGGGUUCUGCUAGCUUAUACUGAUUAUAACUCGGACAUCACAAAGGUUGUAAAUUUAUUUUCAAAGUAUGGUGAAACGGUGAAUACAGUACGUGUGAGUAACGAUGCUGUUAAGAGCGUACUAGAAAUAGUUGGAUGGCCAUCAAUGCCGCUUAUUUUUGUUAAGGGAAACUGUUGUGGUAGCUUUAAAGAACUUUAUCAACUGGAGGAAAAUGGUUCGUUGAAUGAAUGGUUGAAGGAACAUCAGUAUGAUCUUGCUGUUGUUGGAGGCGGUUCUGGUGGUCUAGCAGCUGCAAAGGAGGCUGUUCGUCUAGGUAAAAAAGUGGUUUGUUUGGAUUUCGUCAAGCCAUCAACAAUGGGAACAACUUGGGGUUUGGGUGGAACUUGUGUUAAUGUGGGCUGUAUACCGAAGAAACUGAUGCACCAAGCUGCACUUUUGGGCGAAUAUAUCGAAGAUGCUAAGAAGUUUGGUUGGGAAAUACCUGAAGGUGCAAUAAAACUGAACUGGCAUCAACUAAAAAACGCUAUACAAAAUCAUAUUACUUCGUUGAAUUGGGCAUACCGAGUUCAAUUGAGAGAAAGAUCAGUGACUUAUAUGAACUCGUACGCUACUUUUACUGGUUCACAUGAACUAAGUGUCAAAAACAAAAAAGGGAAAGUUGAAAAAGUCACUGCUGACAGGUUUUUGAUCGCUGUCGGAUUAAGACCACGCUUUCCUGAUGUUCCAGGAGUACUGGAAUGCUGCAUUAGCAGUGACGAUUUGUUUUCACUCCCCUAUAAUCCGGGCAAAACCCUUUGCGUUGGUGCAUCAUAUGUUUCGCUGGAGUGUGCUGGAUUUUUGAGAGGUAUUGGUAAUGACGUAACGGUUAUGGUUAGGUCAAUUUUAUUGCGUGGUUUGGAUCAGGAUAUGGCAGAGCGCAUUAAGAAACAUAUGAUAGAGCAUGGCGUCAAAUUUGUUCCGUAUAUACCUAUUAAAUACGAAAAACUCAAGGAGCCAACCAACAAUGAACCAGGAUUGAUUAGAGUUCAUACUGUUCAGGAACGUGAAGAUGGAACGAAAGAGGAAGUUGCGGAAGAAUUUAAUACAGUCUUGAUGGCAAUAGGACGUGAUGCUAUGACAGGUGAUCUUGGUUUGGAUCUGGUCGGUGUAGACUGUACAGAGUUUGGUAAAAUAAUUGGAAGAAGAGAGCAGAGUGUUAGUUGUCCUUAUGUGUAUGCCAUUGGUGAUGUGCUACAUGGCUCUCCGGAACUUACACCUGUUGCAAUACAAGCAGGUAAAGUUCUAAUGCGACGCCUCUUUACUGGAAAUUCUGAGCUAACCGAAUAUGGCAAAGUACCAACAACAGUAUUUACACCGUUGGAAUAUGGUUCAUGUGGAUUAUCUGAGGAUGCUGCUAUCCAAAAGUAUGGAAAAGAAAAUAUCAAUGUGUAUCACAACAUGUUCAUUCCUCUUGAGUACGCGGUGACGGAACGAAAGGAAAAAACGCACUGUUACUGCAAACUGAUCUGUCUGAAGAAGGAACAAGACUUGGUUCUUGGUUUUCAUAUCCUCGCACCAAACGCGGGUGAAAUAACACAAGGCUUUGCAAUCGCUUUGAAAUUUGAUGCGAAAAAAGCCGAUUUUGAUCGAUUGAUCGGUAUUCAUCCAACUGUUGCUGAAAACUUCACGACACUAACGUUGCUUAAAGAGGAUGGGCAAGCACUGAAGGCUACAGGAUGCUGAGGUUAAAGUGCGACUGUUAUUUAUGCGCAAAUAACAGUCAACAGCUUUAUAAUUGAAACAGCUGCGCGUGGACUGCGCGAUUCAUCACACAUCCAGUGUGGUUAUGUGACGAAUUUGGGCUAAACUCCGCUACGAGCGCCCAUUUUCCGAUGGUUUCAGUUUGAGAGCUUUUUUUUUCUACUAUCGGUUCCCUAUUUCC
Molecule: messenger RNA, 2649 nt
Organism: Loa loa (African eye worm)
Lineage: Eukaryota; Metazoa; Nematoda; Chromadorea; Rhabditida; Onchocercidae
Product: thioredoxin reductase, variant
Exons: 13
Coding region: 657-2450 (597 amino acids)
Biological process (GO): glutathione metabolic process; cell redox homeostasis; cellular response to oxidative stress
Cellular component (GO): cytosol; mitochondrion
Molecular function (GO): flavin adenine dinucleotide binding; thioredoxin-disulfide reductase (NADPH) activity; glutathione-disulfide reductase (NADPH) activity
Source: RefSeq, a predicted model, not a curated record